Messenger RNA from Mya arenaria, 8019 nucleotides. RefSeq names its product solute carrier family 45 member 3-like. Gene Ontology annotation, biological process: transmembrane transport. Gene Ontology annotation, molecular function: sucrose:proton symporter activity. NCBI's taxonomy places the organism in Eukaryota, Metazoa, Mollusca, Bivalvia, Myida, Myidae. The record is from RefSeq and is a predicted model, not a curated record. The transcript has 3 exons. Gene Ontology annotation, cellular component: membrane. Bases 118 to 1911 code for a protein of 597 amino acids.
UUUGGAUUUGUUUUCAUGUCUCCGUAGGAAAUCAAUUAGACACGUAGUGUAGGCAAAACUGUAAUAACAAAUGCAAGGUGCGGUAAAAAAUGAGUCACUGGAUUUGGACAUCUGAGCAUGGGAUUAAAUGAUAAGGAUUGGGGAAAAGAUAUUCGAGUGCGUGCUCGCACAAGUUCAACCGAAGGCAUGGUUCCAGAAAGUAUUAUUCCGGUUCUUCCCACGAACAUUCCCAUUCCGGAAAUGGUCGGCAUCGGGCUAAAAGGAAACGAGAAAAAAAUCGGUCUUUUACAGAUAUUUUUACUGAACGCUGUUGUGUGUGGUGUGGAAAUAUGUGCGUGUGCUGGAUUCACCUACAUUCCACCAAUGUUGUUAAAGGCUGGAUAUACAGAGGAGAAUAUGAGCAUAAUAUUAGGUCUGGGUCCUUUGCUAGGUUUUUUUCUUGUUCCAAUAAUUGGCCGAGCAAGUGAUAGAUGUAGGAGCAAGUUUGGACGAAGACGACCAUUUAUUGUUGGAUUAUCAAUACUCUUAAUAAUGAGUUUAAUAUUAAUUCCAUAUGGGGAGAAAUUGUGUAGGGAAUUAUUUGGAACUGGUGCAAUGGCAAAAAGUAUGACGUUGUUAUUGUUAACUAUGAGCGUUGUUUUGUUGGAUUUUACGAGCCAAGCUUGCCUAACGCCUUGCGAAGCAUUGUUGUCAGAUGCUUCACAUGGGACAGAUCAACAUGAGCGUGCUUUUAUUGUUUAUUCCCUUAUGGUUAGUUUAGGAGGAUUUAUAGGUUAUCUCAUAACAGCUUUAGAUUGGAAUGCAACAACCAUAGGAUUAUUUUUCAAAACCCAAGAACGCUCAGUAUUUUCAUUGUUGAUCAUUUUGUUUGCACUCUUAUUGAUAGCAACUCUGAUUGCAGCAAGAGAAUCACCAUUUAUGGGACCAGAAACAGUCAAAAAUAACCGACCAAAAAACGAAGCCAAUGAUACACUUUUAGAAAUCGGAUGUAAUGGUGGUGAAUCAGGCUAUGACACAAAUGGAUCAGAAAAUGGCAGCAAAAUUGUUACACCAAAAGAUUUACCAUCAGUUCAACCAAUCUCAAGAACUCCUCGAUAUACGGCAUCACCAAAAUUUGGAAUAAAUUCAUUGUUAACAUGCAGAUUAUUUGCUGCCAUAUGUAAUUUAUGUCGUUUGAUAUGGAUAAACAUUCAUGAAAAGCUACCAGAGCCUGUUCAAAAGUUAUGUGAAAUUCCACAUGUUUUACGUCAUCUUGCGCUUGCUCAUUUCUUUAGCUGGACAGCAGUGAUGGGAUUCAACUUAUUUUUCACUGACUUUGUUGCAAAUGCUGUUUUUUUCGGAAAUCCUAAUGCACCAGAAGACUCUGAAUUGCGUAUCCGAUUCGACAAUGGUGUCAGAAUGGGAAGUUGGGGCCUCUUGUUGCACUGCAUCACAUCAGCUGUGUAUGCGCUGUUUGUAGAAAAAAUUGUAGCAAGAUUUGGCUGUAGGCUUACAUACUCCAUAGGGAUGGGUUCAUUUGUGUUUGCCAUGUGCGGGAUAGUGCUGUUUCGCAGCGUGAUGUUUGUGAACUUAAUGGCAGCCAUGACGGGAAUAGCCUAUGCAACUGUCACUACCAUUCCAUAUAUUCUGGUCACCAAGUACCACAGUGAUAAACAGGCAUACUUCUUUGAAACCCCACAAGUGGCAGCGAGGGGUGUGGCCACAGACAUGGCGACACUGGACAGUGCCUACUUCCUGGCACAAGUCGUCCUCUCUUGCAUCAUGGGAUACAUUGUGUACAUGACCGGCUCGGUCCUCUCCUACAUGGUGACGGCUGGAGUGAUGGGGGUCUUGUCUCUGUACUUUAUACAAAACGUGAUCACCAGUCAUCAAGAUUUAAACGUUUUAAAACAGUCACUUAAUGUGUUAUGAUACUGACUUACUUAAAAUAUUGUACUCAUGUUUAUUUUCGGAUUUGUCUGUUCUUGUUAUUUGAUUUUUUUAUUUAUAGAUACCAAUAUGUGAUAGAAUACUGAACAAAGUAUAUCUUGUUUUUAAAGAUACUAGUUUGCAUAUUUGUGGAACAUUGUUCCAAUUUGCCAAAAAAAAAAUUCUAAAUUUUGUUACGGUAAGAAACACUGAAAGGGUUUGUACAUGUUUUUGAAAUACACAUGUAUUUUAUUUAUAUUCUCUGUAGAUGACUUUUAAAAGUAACAAAGUUGUAAAAACGGGUAUAUCUGUGAGAGUGCAAUCUCCACAAAAAUGCAAACAAGUCUCUUGCAUAGUUUGUUUUACACCUUAAGCGGGCUUUCAAGAACCAAGAAAUAAUUGUUAUGUGGGUCUAACAACUAUCACAUGUUAUAAUCGUAUAAAUAUUUCAUUUGUUUUAUUUCUCAUUUCAUGAUAUCAACCAGAUUUUAUUAGCAGAUUGUAUGAGUCGUCUGGAUGUAGUGUAUAAGAAUGUAUAAAUAUUUCAAAUUUGUCUAUCAAUGUAUUUCAUAUUUCUCUAUCAAUAUAUUGUAAUGUAUUUUAAAUUAUCUAUCAAUGUUUUUAAAAUUGUUAAUCAAUGUAUUUUAAAUUGUCAAUUAAUGUAUUUUAAAUUGUCAAUCAAUGUAUAUUAAAUAUUUUAAACAACUGUUCGAUAAUAAAGGUGCUCAUUGAUCAUUAAAAUAGUUAAAGCAUAAUUGCAUUUUGCAUUGAAGAGAACCGCCUCAGCGCUGGAUUCCAACAGUGAGUUUCAACUAUUAAAAGAGAUUUGUUUGUUGUUCAUAUGAUCAUUACUUAAAACUACGAAUUACAUGCCAGUCUCCUGCCUCAGGGACCUAAGGCACUUUGGCCCUCUAUGUUAAAUUUUUCUUGCUGUGUGUGUGUGGUCUAAGUCAAGCUUUUUUGUCAAUACUUAUGGUUGUGAAUACAGUUACUUAAUUAUGUAUAAUAUAUUAUGUAGUUUCAUAACCUACUUCAUGGUACUUUUUUAACAUAUCUUUAUUAUCUGUGUGUUAAACCUUUAUAUGUAUUUAUUGAAUAAUAAGAUGAUUGAUAUAUUAUUUAUAGUACAUUGUAACCUUUUUCUCUGUGAUCAAAUAUAAUACUAGCUUUAAUGUUAGUUAGCAAUGAUUAAUGUUGUGAUGUAUUUUGCAUUCUGACAUUUCUUGUGACUUGUUUUAUUUUACUGUUUAGUUGAAGUUAUUUGAUAACAGCUAGUAGAUUUUAACAUAGCUUCAACUUUUUAACCAACAAAUAUGUUAGCGUUCCAGCGUUUUUUGAGACACUUAGCUUUAGUAAUGCAUUUUAUUUUGUUUGACUUAAUUGCAUAUAUAUAUAUGUACAUAGUAAUAUUCUACAUUCUUGAAGCAUGUUACAUUACUGGUAAUAUUCAUGACAAUUUAAGUGAAUAUUUUUGUUAACUGGGAGUUUGUAUAAAACAUUCAUCAAGUACCACACUUUUUCAGUUAUUCAAAGUUUGACAUAACCAGAGCUUUAGUUUGAUGCUGUUACAAUAUUAUAUGCUGUAUUUUAUUAUGUAUUUUAUUUACUUUGAAUGCUAACAAUAUGUACCAGUAUUAAUGAUUACAACUUAAAUAAUGUAUACAGCGCUACAAAUUAAAUGGUAUGUUUGCUAGCAUGCAACAGAUACGAUGUUGUUCCUCAUAAACUAAGAGCUGUGAACAAAAUAUGAGAACUGUUUAUGAAUGAGAUUGAUCUUAUUUGGGAUUAACAAUGGGAACUACUUACUGUUUUUAAUAUGUAUAACAUGAGCAAGUUAAAAGGUAUUUUCUUAUCAAUUUCUGUUAAUUUUGUGUUGGUUUAAUAUUCAUGAUUUCAUGAGUUGGUUAUGUAAUUUUAUAAAUUGAAACCUAGCAAAAUACUAAAUUACAGAUUUUUAACCUUGAACUGCUAAUUUUCAUCUAUUUUGCUAUUAACCCCUCAAAACAAUCAUGGAAAAAGCUUUCAAUAAAAGAAUAUAGUACUACUUAAAAGGUUUGUUGAACUGAUGGCUAUGACUGUAAAAGCAAUUCUGAAAUAAAAAGAAUGUAUUAUACUUUACCUUGUAGUUUAUUAUAAGCAAUUAUAGUUUUUGCUACUCACUGGAACGUGAACUGUUUCAUCCGGCACGCACAGUAUCUUCUGAAUCAUUUCAAUACAUUUAUACAUUUUAAUGGAACAUAUUACCCUGCUUUUUAAAGUCUCCUUAUGUUUUAGUGGUUUGUGAUUAACAGAUAGGAUGUUGUUUCUCAUAACCUAAGAGCUAUGAACAAAAUAUGAUAACUGUUUAUGUAUGUAUAUCCAAAUCACUUCUCCUAACUGUUUUGACCUUUUUUAACCCCCAUAAUGAUAAAAAAAUGCAUUUAUCACACUGAUAAAAUGUAACAAAAUCGAAAGUGUGUAAGCUAAAUUUAGCGAUCACGAUGUCAUUAUGAAAUUUGCAUAUCACGUGACUUUCUGAAUUCCUAAAAUUCUAUGAUGCUUCAUGGAAUAGUUAGAUGACAUAAAUUUAAUUCUUAAUGACAAGCAUAGCACACGAGCCCUUAUUAUUCGUUAAGAUAUUACAACAGGUCAUCUAAUUGACUUAGAAAACAACCUCAUUGGCUGAUCAUUUUUAACGCAAAAUCUGACUCAUGGAGUGUGUAUCGGAGGAUUGGCAGUAGGCAGACAUUUAAACACAUUGGAAAGUUUAAAUCGUAAUGAUUAAGUAUACCCCAGUAGUAUUUAAUGAUUGUCUAUCUGCAAUUUCAUUGGCUUAAAAUGUAGGUUGUAUUCUAAUUACUGAUGAUUUGAAAGACAAUUCAAAGAGGUUUUUGGUUUAAAAAGUUUUCCCGGUUUUCUAUGAUAUUGUAAUUGCAUCCCUUGGAUCACAAGGACUUUCAUUCACCUGGUCGAUAUCAUGUCAAUCAACCAAUUACACAUUAACAAAGCUAGUGAUGCCAAAAUACAAACUGUGGUCUUCGGUAUUUGAGCAAUUAUCAACAUUUGCUGAAGGGUUCCAGCUUUUAAUAUCUGAGUUUUAACACUCCGUAUGAUUUGCCACACUUUGUUUUGUCAUACACCAAAAAGUGCAUUUUACAAAGACCUGAGCGAUGUGGACCAUUUUGGGAUAUUGUUGGUAUUUCCCAUACAUUUUUUUGUACCUUGUGUGGACCUUGAGAAUUUAUAAGACAUUAUAUGAAACUAUCAUAGUUAUAAUUAUACUCACUUUAUUUUUUUUUCUGAUUAAUUAAUCGUAAGUGGCACCGUGGCUUUAAGCUUAAAUCUGUGUGUAUAUUGUAAGUUCUUAGAAGUGGUCUUCAUUGUAUCAUGAUGUUACUGUAAUAUUGUUAAGUAUGUAUAUGUAAUGCCAUCAGUUUUUUCAUAUAUUCAGAAUUAACACCUUUUUGGUAUGAUUGUUGGCAUGAUUACAUAAAUACAUUAUGGGGACCAUAUUGGGUUUAGUUUGGAUGUCCACCGUUUUUCACACUACUGUGUCUGCUCCGUAUCUCUUAAACCCAUUGACGGAUUGUCAUGAUACUUGGGUCAAAUGUUCACAACAUCAUGACCACUUGCAGAACCCUUAUUCGAGGCCCGGCGACUUGAGAGCAAGUUUACAGGUCAUUGUCAAGGAUUCAAGACAUACGUUUUGUGACCGCUCUGUAUGUUUUGAGCCCAUCGAAGGAUUGAAACUUGUGCUAAUGGUUUGGGCAUAGAAUUUGUGUCCGCUCCAUAUUUUAUGAAACUCAAGGUAAAAAGUUCUCUACAUUGAGACAACUUGCAGAGCCCCCAUAAUGGGCAUAUUGGUUCAAGGUCAAGAACACAGUAUAAGGUCAAAGGUGAGAGUCACAGAUUGUAUGUCUGCUCCAUAUCUCUUAAACCUCUUGAAAGAUUUUCAUGAAACUUUGGUAAAAUGUUGACCACAAUUACAUAACACAUAUAGCCCACACUCCAGGUGCAUCAAGGUCAAGCGCACAGUGUAAGGUCAAUGACUAUAGCCAUAGAUUUUGUCUCCAUAUCUCUUAAACCCCUUGAAGGAAUUUCAUAAUGCUUGUGGGCAAUGAUAACCUCACCAACACAGCACCUACAAUCCACUCCUUCCUAGUGUAAAAUAUUGUGGGGGGAAAUGAGAUGGGCAUAGGAGAGAUAUCUGUUGUUGUUUCCAUAAAUAUUUGUCAUGUAAAAGGGGCUAAACACAACGCAUUGAAUCUUACUUACUCAUAUAUCAUAUUGCUUACAACACAUGCAUCUUUAGCAGUUUAUGCUCAUUUUUCCAAUUCAAAAUUUACUAGGGUUGUCUACCACAAAAACCACAGUGUCAGAGUUUAAAAAUAUUGUCUGUAUAUUUAUCUGUACUCAUAAACAGAUUGAUUUAAACUGGGAAACCAUUAAGCUCUAUUUUAAACAGGGAAACACAGAUGAGACAGCAACAUGAUUGUUGCGUUUAUUAUUUUAACCAUGUAUAGUGAUGUAUUAUCAGCCUUCUACUACAUGGCAUUGACAAGUCUUUGCUUGUUUUGAGUAGAUACUUUAUUUGCUGAAUUUUGGACCAUCUGGUGUCCAGCCCUUAUCAUGCCCCCCUUCAAAGAAGACUGGUAUAUUGCUUUGCACAUGUCGGUCGGUCCAUCGGUAGACCAAAGCUUAUCCAAGUGUUAACUCAACAAUUCCUGAACGUAAUUGGUCAUCAAACUUGACAUGAAGGUUGGGCCUGACCAGUAGACGACCCCUAUUGAUUAUAGGGGUAAUCAGGUCAAAGGUCAAGGUCACAGUGACCUUUAAUGGUAAAAGGAUUUUAAAGCUUGUCUCAGUGAUAACUAAAACAAUGCCUGCACCAAUGGCCCUCAAACUUGACUUGGGGUUUGUGACUGACCAGUAGAUGACACCUAAUGCUUUUGGGGGUCAUUGGGUCAAAGGUCAAGCACUUGAACUUGAAUGAUAAAAGGUUGUCCGGGUGAUAACUCGACAAUGCCUCCACCCUUGGCCCUGAAACUUGACUUGGAGGUUGGGUCAUCAGGUCAAGGUCAUAGUGACCUUGAAGGCAAAUUCCACAAUUCCUGGACCUAUGGUCAUCAAACUUGACAUGAAAAUUGGGGCUGAGCUGUAGAUGACCCCUUUUGAAUUUUGGGGUCAAGGUCACAGUGAACUUUAGUGUGAAAAAAGCUAACACAGCUUCUCCCAGUGAUAUUUCAACAAUGCCUGGACCCAUGGCCCUUGACUUGGGGAUUGGGCCUGACCUGUAGAUGACCCCUUUUGAUUUUAGGGGUCUUCCGGUCAAAGAUCAAGGUCACAGUGACCUUGAAUGCAAAAAGCUUGUCUGUUUGAUAACUUGACAAUGCCUGCACCAAUGGCCCUCAAACUUGACAUUUAGGUUUUGGGUGACCAGUUGAUGACUCCCAUGGAUUUUGAUGUCAUAGAGUCAAAGGUCAUGGUCAUAACUCAUAUUCAUCAUUAGAAUUUUGUCAUAUUUACUUAUUUCCUGCUGCUAAGAUGAUACAUUUUUAUCUGAAAAUAUCAGUCAUCAUCUGAACCUGAUUAAAAACUAUACAAACUAUCCUCACACUAAUUGAAUGGUCAAAGGCAUCCAAUGUCAAUGACAAGUCAGCUGUCAAUUCGGUCCUUGCAUAUUUCAUUCAAUUGUCCAAUAAUCUUGACAACAUGGCGCUUAGGGGGUGGGGGGGCAUAUUGAUUAACAAACAUCUCUUGUUGGUUUUACAUAAUACAGCUGCAAAACCAGAGAAUCUACAGUUAAUUUAAGUUUAUUAUUAUUAAAUACUUUAAAAAAAUACAUUUCUCAAUUUCUCAUAAUGAAUAUUAUUUCAACAUCAGUUUGUGUUGUAUUGAAAACUGUUUGUGUUGUAUUGAUAUUAUUUAAAUCGUUAUUUUCUGUAACAAAUGAAAUUUGUAUGAUUGUUUCACAUUUAUAUCUUUUCCUUUACUUCGUUUCAUAGGGUCAAGUCAGAUCUUAUUGAACUAUAUUGCCAGUUCCUUCUUAAAAGUAUUUUGUUAUGCUCAUGUUUGUGUAUGUUGAGCUUACUUUCCAGGAAAUGUUUUAUGAAGAAUAAAAAAAUUAUAGGA